Messenger RNA from Musa acuminata AAA Group (dessert banana), 1465 nucleotides. RefSeq lists its product as uncharacterized. NCBI's taxonomy places the organism in Eukaryota, Viridiplantae, Streptophyta, Magnoliopsida, Zingiberales, Musaceae. The coding region runs from base 51 to 1223 and encodes 390 amino acids. The record is from RefSeq and is a predicted model, not a curated record. The transcript is spliced from 3 exons.
CCUUCGCUUCGCUUCGCUUCGCCAUGACGCCGAGCUAGUGGAGAAAAGAGAUGGAGUUGCAGAAGGGUAAGCUGACCCGUACGCCGUCGUCCCUCCUACGCUCCCCUACCGUCCGAUCCUCCAUCCACAGCCUCUCCUCCAUCGCCGACGAUGAGGAGGAGGAGAAGCCCCACCGCCCUCACCGCCAUCAGCCUCGCCAUCGCCACCACCUCCUUCACCUCCUCCUCCUCCCCCUCCCCUUCGCCCUCAUCUUUUUCCUCUUCCUCUACCUCCGCGAUGACUCCCCACUCUUCGCCAACGUCCUCCUCCUCUCCUCGCUCGUUACCGCCGCCUCCCUCGCCGCCCGUCGGUCCGCCCUCUUCCGCGGUGGCGCCACCGCUGCGGUCCGCCGGGCCUCAUCCGUCGACUGGUUCAUCGGAAGCGCCGAGAGGAAGGAAAGGAGGGCCGUCGGGCGGAUCGUCCGGGAGGGGGUCGAGUACUACAGCAAUGGGGACUACUAUGAGGGCGAGUUCCACAAGGGGCGGUGCAACGGCAGCGGCGUCUACUACUUCUUCGGCAAGGGGCGGUACGAGGGCGAUUGGAUCGACGGGAAGUACGAUGGCUACGGGAUCGAGAGCUGGGCAAGGGGGAGCCGGUACCGGGGGCAGUACCGGCAGGGUCUGCGUCAUGGGUUCGGGAUGUACAAGUUCUACAGCGGCGACAGCUACGCCGGCGAGUGGUUCAGCGGGCAGAGCCACGGGGUUGGGAUGCAGACGUGCUCCGACGGGAGUUGCUACUUUGGGGAGUUCAAGUGCGGCAUCAAGCACGGCCUCGGUUACUACCAUUUCAGGAAUGGUGACAAGUAUGCCGGCGAGUACUUUGGUGACAAGAUCCAUGGUUUUGGUGUGUAUCACUUUGCUAAUGGUCACUGCUAUGAAGGAUCAUGGCAUGAAGGCAAGAAGCAAGGUUUUGGGAUGUACACAUUUCGUACUGGGGACACAAGAUGCGGAGAUUGGGACUCUGGAGUUCUCAAGAGCCCUCUUCUUGCAUCAGAUCCUGCUGUUCAGCGUGCCUUUCAGGCGGCUCGGAAGUCUGCAGAAAAUGCUAUUCUGGUUCCGAGGAUGGAUCCACAAGUAAACAAAGCAGUCACAGCUGCCAAUAGAGCAGCCACCGCUGCUCGAGUUGCUGCAAUUAAAGCUGUACAGAAUCGGAUAAAUGGCAAGUUCUGCGAUACCGAUGUUUAAGUCCAGCAUUUGGUUCAAUUGUACAUUUAGCCACUAAACCAACCAAUCCCAGAGUUAACGACCGGGUCGGCAAAUGCUUCCUUGAGUUAGAUAAUAGGAGAUUGGCUGACAAUAUUGAUCUGAACUUCCAAGAAAAAGUUACGAUCUUCCUUGAAAUGUAAAGUGCAUAUAAAUCAACAUGUAUCUGAUUUGAGUAUGUGCUCCCCCAGCAAGUUCAGCAGCUCAUGUGCUUGUUGUUUUCA